This is a messenger RNA of Lactuca sativa (garden lettuce), 2210 nucleotides long. Its product is annotated as phosphatidylserine decarboxylase proenzyme 2. Gene Ontology annotation, biological process: phospholipid biosynthetic process. The record is from RefSeq and is a predicted model, not a curated record. NCBI's taxonomy places the organism in Eukaryota, Viridiplantae, Streptophyta, Magnoliopsida, Asterales, Asteraceae. Gene Ontology annotation, molecular function: phosphatidylserine decarboxylase activity; calcium ion binding.
UCAUGGUGCAACAUGUCUGAAUCGAUUCCAAGUCCAUAUCAACUGCCACCAUUGACAACAAUAGUCAAAUUUCCAUGAUCAACCUCUCCUUUGGAAUUUUUCAUAUUCGGUGAUUCCUUCUUCUACUCAAUUUAUUCUUCCGAACUUUCCUCGUCGGAAUUUUGGCAUUCUAGAGAGAUUGAGUAAAUAUGGGGCAUGGAAGUUCCAAAUCAAGCUCCUCUGAUGACUCUACAAACGGCGGUGGUUCCAAUUCAAAAUCACACACGUCGCGCCGCGAGAGAAUCAAGACGAAGCUUCAUCUUCACCGACAUCGUGAUCGUGAUCGUGAUCGUUCCGUUCGAACUAGUCGCGGUUCGCAUUCUCAGCACCCAAAACUCAGCACUUUGGAGGAUUUUGCCGGCAUCGCUUUGGUCACUCUUAUUUCUGCGGAGAUGAAAUUUAAGGAUAAGUGGCUUGCUUGUAUUUCUAUUGGAGAACAGACGUUUCGCACCGAAAUUUCUGACCAGACCAACAAGCCUACAUGGAACUCUGAGAUAAAGUUUCUUUUGGAAAAGAACGGGCCUCAUGUUGCAAAAAUAUCUGUUUUUGAGACCAACAGACUACGCAAGAACAACCUCAUUGGGCAUUGUGAGGUAGAUCUUUUUGAAUUCCUUAUUCGGGAUUCAGAUUCUGACAAAAAAGUGUUCGAUGUAAUGGAUCCAUCAUCUUCAAAUGUAGUGGUUGGCAACAUAUCACUUUCAUGUUCUAUUGAGGAUCCAACUGAAACAGAGAAAAGUUUUGCAAGACGUAUCUUAUCCAUUGUUGAUUACAAUGGUGAUGGGAAAUUAUCUUUCUCCGAAUUCUCAGAAUUAAUAGAUGCAUUUGGCAAUCAACAGGCUGCAAAAAAGAAAGAGGAGCUGUUUAAGGCAGCUGAUGAAAAUGGAGAUGGUGAUGUCAGCAUGGAUGAACUGGCUAUACUUUUAGCCAUGCAACAAGAAAAGGAACCUCUGAUUAAUCGUUGUCCUGUUUGUGGAGAGCUUCUAGAAGUUUCUGAUAAGCUGAACUCCAUGAUUCAUAUGUCACUAUGUUUUGAUGAAGGCACUGGAAACCAGGUUAUGACUGGGGGAUUCUUAACAGAUAAACAAGCUUCCUUUGGGUGGAUGUUUAAACUCUCUGAAUGGGCCCAUGUCUCAUCCUAUGAUGCUGGCUUGAACUCUGGUUCAAAUGCUUCACAUAUUGUGGUUUUUGACAGGAGGAAAAAGAGGCUUGUAGAGGAAAUAAUUGAUGGAAAGAUUGUAUUAUCAAUGAGAGCUAUUUAUCAAUCUAAAGUAGGGCUUGGAAUUAUGGACAAAGGGGCAAAAGAAUUAUUGCAGAGCAUAUCAGAAAAACAGGGCAAGAAAAUGAAUUCAGCUGAAUCUGCAAAAGAUAUACAACCAUUUCUUAAAUUCUUCAAGGAUCAAAUCAAUAUGACUGAAGUUAAAUACCCUUUGGAUCAUUUUAAGACAUUUAAUGAAUUUUUCAUAAGAGAGUUGAAACCUGGAGCAAGACCAAUUGCUUAUGUAGGACGUGAUGACGUGGCAGUUUGUGCUGCUGAUUGUCGUUUAAUGGCAUUUAAAACAGCUGAAGAAAGUCUCAGAUUUUGGAUCAAGGGUAAAAAAUUCUCCAUCCGAGGUCUCCUUGGUAAUUCACCAUUCUCAGAUACUUUCACUGGUGGAACUUUGGUGAUAUUUCGCCUCGCACCACAGGAUUAUCAUCGUUUCCAUUUCCCAGUUUCUGGAAAGAUUGAGCAGAUUGUCGAUAUACCUGGAUGCUUAUAUACGGUCAACCCCAUUGCUGUAAAUAGCAAGUAUUGCAAUGUCUUUACAGAAAACAAACGUGCUGUUUCUAUUAUAUCAACUGCCGAUUUUGGAAAGGUAGCAUUUGUGGCAAUUGGAGCAACAAUGGUGGGUAGUAUAACAUUCACUAAAAAAACGGGAGAUUAUGUCCAGAAAGGAGACGAGUUUGGGUAUUUCUCAUUUGGUGGAAGCACAGUCAUUUGUGUCUUUGAAAAGGAUUCAAUAGCUUUAGACGAGGACCUUUUGGCUUAUAGUGCAAGAUCAAUUGAAACCCUAGUUUCAGUUGGAAUGCAAUUGGGGGUAUCUGUAAAGAAACGCACACAACUUCCAUUGUCAACAUCAAACGCCUCAUUUUAUGUUGAAACUGCAUGAUAAAAAAUUUGUGUUUAUGGAGAA